CCGAAGGGUAUAUGGCGUGGAGAGCCGUCGCCCUAUAACUAUUGCUAGAUACACAUUGUCCCUUUACCUGCGACUACAGGCUCGUCGUUUCUUCUUGCCACCCUUAUCUGUAACAAUACCAAGCCAAUCGAUUCCAUUCCAUCUCCUCAGUUCGACACACCAUCGCUGCUCCCGGAAUUGGUGCGUGUUAUCCAGUCUACCUUGGGUCGGCUAUUUUGCGCUCGUCAGUACUCUCGAGCACAUACAACCUUCUGCAUUAUCCUUACAAUUCCCGGGCCUAAACACUGGUGUAUUACCUGGUCAAAUCUUGCUUCCACUUGUCAUACACCAUGGGCCUCGCAUCUGAUGCUCUCUAUUUUGCGCUCCAUCCGAACCAGCUGCUACUGAUUCUCCAAUGGAGACUACGACACGGUCCGGUUCAUCAGAGGAUCGUGGAGCGUGAGUCUGUAACAGCUAAAGCCUGUUUCGAGUUUCUGCAUAAGACCAGUCGCAGCUUUAGCCGCGUGGUCAAGGAGCUGCAUCCUGAGCUCCUUAUGCCCGUUUGUGUCUUCUACCUGAUACUACGUGGCCUCGAUACCAUCGAGGAUGAUACUUCGAUCCCCCUCAAGGAAAAGGAGCCACUCCUCCGAGAGUUCAAAGAUCGCCUGGAGCAAGAUGGUUGGACCUUUAUCGGCAAUCGACCGGAGGAGAAGGACCGCCAGCUGUUGGUGCAGUUUGACAUCGUCAUCGCCGAGUUCAGGAACAUGAAGCCUGUCUACCAGGCCAUUAUCAAGGACAUCACGAACCAAAUGGGAAAUGGCAUGGCUGACUUUGCGCGAAAGGCAGAUUCUGGCGACGCCGGCGUGAAUACCGUCGCGGAGUUUGACCUGUAUUGCUGGUAUGUGGCUGGCGUGGUCGGUGAGGGUCUCACCCACCUCUUUGUCGAGGCCGGGUUGGGCGAGGCAAACUUGAUCAAACAUUCUCAGCUUUACAAGUCGAUGGGCCUCGCGCUUCAGAAAAACAACAUCAUUCGCGAUGUUCGUGAGGAUCACGACGACGGUCGUCGCUUCUGGCCCAGGGAGAUCUGGUCCAAGCAUGUCGAUAACUUUGAGGACCUGUUCAAACCCGAAAACCUCGAGUGUGCGCUGAACUGCAGCUCCGAGAUGGUUUUGAAUGCUCUGGGGCAUGCGGAGGAUUGCUUGUCGUAUCUUGUCAACCUACGCGAGCAGAGCGUAUUCAAUUUCUGCGCCAUUCCCCAAUCCAUGGCCAUGGCCACUCUGGAGUUAUGCUUCCGCAACCCGGACAUCUUCGCGAAGAACGUCAAAAUCACCAAGGGGGACGCUUUUCAGCUGAUGGUCGAGUCCAGUCAGGAUCUCAGGAAGGUUGGUGAGGUAUUUUGUCGUUAUGUCCACCGGAUUCAACAAAAGAACGACCCCGCGGACCCCAAUUUCUUGAAAAUCACCGUUAGAUUCAGGAGUUUGCUGAAACUCUGGCACUCCAUUCUGGCGAAUGUUCCCGGACCGAGACUGACGACACGCGGCUGGUCCAGCGACUGGUCUUCCUCAAUGGACAGGUUCGGUCUGCGGCAGGACAAGCACUGACCCUGAUGGUUGUCGUCGCCGCUUUGGUGUCGAUAGCAGCCUGGCUCGUUGGGUCCCGUUCCGAUGUUGCCUAAACCUCAAACUGAUGUUUCUGGAUACGGUGCUUGCUAGAAGCUUUUAAGAAAGGUGUCGGAUUGGAAGUCCAAUUCGGCCGCGAGUAGGGGCAGAGCAUGGGCCACCUCGAGG
Messenger RNA from Colletotrichum phormii, 1766 nucleotides. RefSeq names its product putative farnesyl-diphosphate farnesyltransferase. The transcript has 4 exons. The record is from RefSeq and is a predicted model, not a curated record. Gene Ontology annotation, cellular component: endoplasmic reticulum membrane. Gene Ontology annotation, biological process: farnesyl diphosphate metabolic process; ergosterol biosynthetic process. NCBI's taxonomy places the organism in Eukaryota, Fungi, Ascomycota, Sordariomycetes, Glomerellales, Glomerellaceae. Gene Ontology annotation, molecular function: squalene synthase [NAD(P)H] activity. The coding region runs from base 330 to 1580 and encodes 416 amino acids.